Messenger RNA from Brassica rapa (field mustard), 8104 nucleotides. Its product is annotated as zinc finger protein WIP5-like. Gene Ontology annotation, molecular function: DNA-binding transcription factor activity. Gene Ontology annotation, cellular component: nucleus. The record is from RefSeq and is a predicted model, not a curated record. Lineage: Eukaryota; Viridiplantae; Streptophyta; Magnoliopsida; Brassicales; Brassicaceae. Gene Ontology annotation, biological process: anatomical structure development; regulation of gene expression.
AUUAUAUCAUACUUUUUAAGAACCAUUUAUCAAUUUUUUGUAACCAUUUUCUUAAUCAAAUGAUUGACUAAAAAGUAAAAACACUCAAAUGAUUUAUGAAAUUAUUUCAAGCCUUCUAUUAAUUUUUGUGUAAUUAUUUUUUAUGCAUCUAUGGAGAUUUCACAUUUCAGAUCACUAGGAUUAAUGCAUAUGAUGGAAAAUGAGCUAUGCUAUUCAAGUAUAUAUAGAGGUUGUUGAUCAUAGCUAUAUCAUUUGAUAAUCAAACGUUCUUUUAUUUCUUAUAUUUUUUCAAUAAUUCACAAUGACAUGCUCAUUUGAAGGUCAUGAAUGUCGUGAAUAUUAUAAUGCAUAUUUUUAUAGAACGAUUCAUCACAUAAUGCAUUUCUAGAAGCAAAGGAGACUCUUUGAAGGUACAAAUCUUGUUCAACGUAAAUAUGUAAAUACCUAAAAAAAAACAUAUAUUAUUGUUAAGUAUUGACAUAAUAUAAAAUAGAAUAUAUUUGAUGAGAUAUCGGCUAAAACUAGGAUGAAUUUCAUUAGCAAUAGCAAGUGAUAGGUUUAGAUAUGAUCAGCCACAACUUUAUUUACAUGAGAUACAUAUGUCAUUUCUCAUCAUGACAUCAUAUGAGCUAAUACCAGUAGCCUGAAAUGUGGCAGCAAACAGAAUUACAAAAAUAUGCAUUCACAUAACAUAAAAGUUCAUAUAAUAACAAAGAAUUACCUUUUGGAUUUCUUCUUACAAUAGCAAUAUAUAUAUAUAUAUAUAUAUAUAUAUAUAUGUGUGUGUGUGUGUGUCAUAGAUGUUCCAUUUGAGCUGAAGAACACAUGCUAGUGUCUCUAGCUCGAUUCAGCUAACAACAUAUUUUGUAGAAAAAUGCUUUAACGAGGUGGACUCUAUGUUGAAUUAUUUCAAAAAUGUUAUAAUUAUAUCAGCACAAUGCAAAGAACAAAUUUUAAAAUGACAAUCUGUUUGUACAUGAUCAAUUAGAAGUUUUAUAUCUCUAUACAAGUUUUUCCAGUUUUGUCGUUAACUAAUGAUACUGCAUCAUGUAUGCUAAUACAAUUAUAAUAUAUCUGAGUAUAAGAUCUACACAGACUUGUGUCUCCAAUUUUCCAAAAGUUGUCUUGCAAUCUCAUCAAAAGGUACAUAGGUACACGCAAAUAAGCAAUAUAAAAUCAUUAGUUUUACAUUUUAGAGAAGUUUUUCAACUCAAAAUCAUAAAUACCAGUUUCUUAACAAUUAAAAGUUUAAGAAGAUAUAUACUUAGCAACCAAAAGGAAAUACACAUGCAGGUAGAAGAAGCUUCAACCAAAUAUUUUUAAUUAUCGAGGAUGAACCUUUUUCAAAAUAAUAACAUCUGUCUUUUAAAAUAAAACAUUAUUAUUGGACCUAACACUUAGUCAUAAAAUAUAUUAUGUAAAAUGUCACCAAUAAUUAAAACGUUAGAAUUCCAUUAAGUAAUUAGAAUUAACAUUAUACUAAUAGAUAUGUUUUCAAACAACAUAAUAAUUAAUCGUGUAUCUAAAUAAUAAAAAAUAUUAUGUCUCACUUUUUAAUAAUUAUUUAUUAAUCUUUUUGAACUAUUUACUAAAUCAAGUAAUUGACUAAAAUAUUUAAAUAAUUUAUAAAAUUUCAAGCCGUCUAUUAAUUUUUAUGUGAUUACUUUUAUAUGUCUAUAGAUGUUUCACAUUUUAGGCCACUAGGACUAACUCGUAUGAUGAAAAUGAGUCAUGUUGCCCAAAUAUAUAUAGUUUUUGUUGAUCAUAGCUACAUCAUUUGAUAUUGCAUAUAAAUCUGCCACUAUUCACUCAAAUAUUUUUUUCUUUCUUGUAUUUUGUCAAUAUUUCACAAUGACAUAUGAUUGUUUGAAGGUUCUCAAUGUCGUGAGUAUUGAUAUUACGUGUAUACGCACACCAAUUAACAUAAUGUGCACACUACCACAAUCAAAUGGUAUGUCGAUGUAGCACUUUAGGAUCAAAUCCACAGAGACCAACGAUUACACUUUAUCUUUAUGGAAUCAAUACUCAGCUAAAACAAUGAUGGGGUUUUGAGAUUAAGGUUUCGUAACAAGCAAGUAAUAAGAUUAAUUAAAGAUUUCAGAUGAUUAAAUUGCUAGCCUAGGGUGCUUUGGUCGGGUGUUAAACAAGUGUGAAGCCAAACAAUUAUUCAAGUUCGAUUAAAGACCAGUCUAGAACUCGGAUCACUUAAGAUAGAUCAGCCCACUGUCGUGGUGCUUCACUUUUUGUCAAUCGAUCUCAGUACCUAAACUGUCGUUUGGACUGAGAUGCGAUGACAAACAUUAAGAUCAAGUCCGAUAUGUUCACAAAACACCCUAACAUCUACUUUCGCUGGUUAGGGAUAUGAUGCUCAUUCAAGUUAUGUCUAGCAACCUAUAAUAGUUUUGAUGAAUAGAUUAAACCUAGAAUCAGGCACUAAGUGGUUAACACUUUUGAUCUAACACCUUAACACCCUAGACUAAGCAAGCUGACUACUCAGCCAUGAAGCAAGAAAACACAGAGACAGUGUUAACCACUUAGUGCCUGAUUCUAGGUUUAAUCUAUUCAUCAAAAGUGUUAUAGGUUUUUAGACAUAACUUGAAUGACAUCAUAUCCCUAACCAACGAAAGUAGAUGUUAGGGUGUUUUGUGAACAGAUCGGACUUGAUCUUAAUGUUUGUCAUCGCAUCUCAGUCCAAACGACAGUUUAGGUACUGAGAUCGAUUGACAAAAGGUGAAGCACCACGACAGUGGGCUGAUCUAUCUUAAGUGAUCUGAGUUCUAGACUGGUCUUUAAUCGAACUUGAAUAAUUGUUUGGCUCACACUUGUUUAACACCCGACCAAACCACCCUAGGCUAGCAUUUUAAUCAUCUGAAAUCUUUAAUUAAUUUUAUUACUUGCUUGUUACGAAACCUUAAUCUUAAAACCCCAUCAUUGUUUUAGCUAAGUAUUGAUUCCAUAAAGAUAAAGUGUAAUUGUUGGUCUCUGUGGAUUCGAUCCUAAAGUGCUACAUCGACAUACCAUUCGAUUGCGGUAGUGUGCACAUUAGGUUAAUUGGUGUGCAUAUACACGUAAUAUCAGUAGUUUUCACAUUUAAAGAUUUUUUUUUAAUUUCUUAAUCUAUUGUGGUCUUUUCCUAUUUUAGACAAAUGUUUUUAGAUAACUUAAGAAAUUGUCCCCUUGUACAUUGUGAUAUCUAGUGUUUGCUAUUUUUGCGUACAUCAAAUUGUAAAUACUCAAUUCUAUUAAAUCAGACUUCCACCGUUCCAUAACGAUUGAUAAAGAAUGUCACUUAGACACGUUUCACGCAAAUUAAGAAAAUGAUAAAAUUUACUAUGUAUCCUCAUUUGUUAUACACUUAAAGAAAAAUGGUUUAAAAUAUUUAAUAAGAAAUUUUGCAUUAAAAAUGUAGAAUGACACGUUUUGAAACAAAAUAAAAAUAUUAGAAUAACAUUCUUUAUGAAACAAAUGGAGUAGUUUCCAACCAAAAAAACUUUAUUCCUUUUCGUUUUUCGGAAUUUCAGAUUAUUUGAUUAAUCAUAUAGUUUCUUGGUCAAAGAGAUUCAAUAAUACAUCUUAUUUAAAUGCAAUAAUCAAUACAUAUAAUUUGUAUAUAUUAAUUAUUAAUUUAUCUUUAUAUUGGGGGCAUAUAUUUAUAUAAAAAUUCAAAAAUAUUAUAUAUUAUCGAAUUGUGCAUAUUUUAAACUACCUCAACUCGAGACCGAAAAAAUUUAUUAAUUUAGAGUGUUUAUUAAUUUAUCGAGUAUCAAUUUAUGCAUUUUCUAGUGUUAUAGUCCUUUUCCCCUUCAAUAAUUAAGCCAUUGUAUUUGAGAAUUAAUAAACCAAAGGCAAUUUUCGUCUCUUGGAGUUACUUUCAUUUUCUAAUCUAUACAAUUGACAAGACGCAUAAACAUCGUCUACGUCCUCAGAAGCUGCAGGGAAAUUGUAGAUGUAUGUUUUGAACGACCAUAUUCCAAAGUUUAAUUAAUACAAUGAUAAUGACAACCAGUAGUCCAUCACACAUGUGCUUAUACAAAUCACAUAUAUACAUAAUACAUGCCGGUAUAUAUAACUAAGUCGUAUUUAUAUAUGUGGUGCAUAGAUAGAUAAAAAUGUUUGGAGAAGAGAGAACAACAAAGAAACAGAAGACAAGUGACGGUUUGAAAGAACGUACUGAUGCAAUUGCAAAGUGCAACCACAAAACAUUCACACUCGUGCUAUCUCGGGAACAUCUUAUGUUUUAAUAUUAUCUACUUAUUAAUUAACAAUAUCAAAAGUAAACUGUCUCAACAUAGAUUGGACUUUCAGCCAAAGAUGUUCGAGUUCACACAAUGCGACCAGCACAAGUUUGUUUCAAACCCACGUUGUUUGACCCAUCUUCACAAUGUUCGAUCUUGCAAUUAGCAAGCAGCUUACAAACAACAAUUGAAUUACUCAAAAAAAAUUUUGUAUUACUCUCUUUUUCAAGACAUAAUUAAUAUAUUACUUAAACCCCAUAAUCGAGCAUCGUUAACUUAACUGGUAAUUAGUUGCCAUCUAAAAGAGAAAAUUUGUAAGUUGGAAUACUGACGACGAAUAUAAUUUGUUCUAGUCUCCGGUUUGAGAUGAAGACCCAUAACUUUUGCAUUCUAAAGAAAGGUUAUGAAUAUCAGAAUAUGUAAUGAAUAGGUCACUAUAUAUACAACGUUUCUAAAUACAUGUGUUUUUUUGUAGACUUAUCCACUUUACAUGCAACUUAUAUAACGGUGAAGAGGUGUGGUAUGGUUUUAAGCUUUUUUAACCCGCUUUCACCAUUCUCGUUCAACAAAAAAUCCUAGAAAAAUGUGGUGCGGAUUGCAUCAUUUAAAACUAAGGAAAUAAUCAGAACGCGUAUUUUUAAUGCAUGAGAAAAUCUAUCUUUUUGAUUAAAAUGUGAUAUUAUUUACCACAAAAAAAAAUUCUAAAAGGUUUGGUCCAGUGUGAUCAAACUCUAAAGAGCAAGACAGUUUUCAAACAAAAAAAGCUAAACAACUUUUCUUUCAUUAUAUAGAGGCUACAAUUUCUGAGAUUAUCAGCCAAGAAACCAUGAGAUCGUGUUCCAUCUUGUGAGGGCUUCAGUCGCAUCAUCUGCAUCAUGUGGAAGCGAAAUCAGCCCUAUUUCGAAUCUUCUAAUGGAUAAUAAGAGCCAAAUACAGAGAAGGAAGUCUAUCAUGACAUCUCUCAUUACUCGCCUUCUAAUUACAAUACAUUGUAGAUGACAUACGAGCCAGUUUAGAGUUUUUUUUUUUUUUUUUGAUAAAACGCCAGUUUAGAGUUGACUGACGUGAGAUAUGAAAAUAUCAUAUAUUAAAAUUUUGAAGUAUUAGGGUCUCAAAAUAUAUGUGAAUGUUGAAUUAUAACUCACAAUAAUGUGAAUAGAUAAUUUUUAACCCGAAAUAUAAAUUUACAACUCGCAUAUCACGUGGAUUAUAAUCUAAUCAACACAAAAACCAUCAAAUCAAACAAUUAUCAUGUAUGCUUCAACAGUGUAAACCCUAUUUUUAAUAUUAUUACAACGAACAUAUAUAAAUGAUGUAUCACUUUACAAUCACAUGAUUUUAUAUUAAAAAUACAUUAGAAAAAAAACAUCCUUUGGUACUGUCUUAAAGCGUAUGCAUUUUUUUUUUUUGUAAAAGGUCUUAAGCGCAUGCAUGAAUCGGGCCAUCGAUGAAAAUUUAGCGAGAAAUAAACAGGAGCAAACAAGUGCAAACGAAAAUGUAAACCCAAAAUAAAAAUAUAUAUAAUAUAUAUAUACACAAAUCGAUAACCAAUAUAUAUAUGUGCAAUUUUUCUAUUAACAUAAAACAAGAAAAUUGUGAUAAAAAACAUAAAACAAUAAAAUACACAUUGAUGUAGAUGAAUAUGAAAUUGGGGUUAUAACUCUGUUGUCAGAGAGAAUAAGAAAUUGGGGUUACCAUUCCCAAGUAAUAUGUUUCUGAAGCAGAGCCGACAUGGAGACGAGACCACCGAAGCAACUGCUGUCUUAGAUCACAACUCUCAUCUCCCAAAGCCAUCAAUAUAUUAUUCCCAUAAACACCUGAUUAUCUAUCAAUUAUCAAUAUAUUACCUCUCUCCAGAUAUAUGUAUAUGUUUACCUCAACAACGGUAUGUAAGAUAGAGCAGCCUCUAUAUUCUUGAUUUAUGCAUAUUAUUCAUUUCAUACGUUGAUGCACAUUGGCUUAGUUGGUUUCCUGGUCACCAAUAGCUUCACAUACUAUUCACAUUUCGAAUUCUAUACUUCUAUAUAUUUACAUUUAUAUUUGAUUUCGUUGUGGGUGACACAAAAAAGAAGGUGUAUACAACUUGUGUUUCUAGGACUGUUUAUUUCAGAAAAGUAUACUGAUAACAAGUGAUAUAAUUAUAAAAUUGCCUCAAAUUAAUACUGUUGAAUUCCAUUUAGGAGGGACGAUAUAUAUCUUCUUAUAUAUUAGCUAAAUAUUUUCCAACUACUAAUUGUGGAACUUCAUUCAUUCAAUAACACAUCUAGAACGAUUACUUGUACGUUUGCAUAUUUUUAACUAUAAACUCUACCAAAAUACCUUCAAAUCACAACAACACUCUUAAAAUCUAAUACUUAAACUAUUUUUCCAUAAAAGUAGAGUUUAAAUUUUAAAAUACAUUUUAAAAUCACAGUUGCAAUAACGUUAUAUUUUUUAAAAAAAUUAUGUUGGCUAACAUAUGAUCUGUCAUUUUAUACAAUCGCUUUAAAUCUUAGGUUAAUUUUAUAGACCAGUUCUAUGAGCACAACUGCACAAGGAUCUAAAUAUGUUUGACUUUAUAGUGCAUGUACAUAUACGUAAAACCAUAGAUCCACCAAAACGCUAACCCCAAAAAUAGUUUCCACCGCUUCGUCACAUCUCAAACGCUAGUACAUACACUGACACACCCAUAUCCUCUCUAUAUAUAUACACAUACACUCACAUCCCUAUCUUAUUUCUCUAUCUCUCUAGCACAAACCCAUCAACCAAAGCUACGGUGGCUUUCUUCUUCUCCUCCUUUGUCUUCUCCUCAAAGUCAUGUCUAAUCCAGCUUAUUCUAAUCUCUUCAACAAUGGAUUUGACAAUACAAACUUCAACUGUUCCACUUCUCUUUCUUACAUUUACAACUCUCACAACAGCUUUUAUUAUCCUAAUACCACAAACCCUAAUUACAUGGCUCCUACUACUUCCACUUUCCCUAACUCACCCCCGCUCAGAGAAGCUCUUCCUCUUCUUAGCUUAAGCCCUAUAAGGCACCAAGAACAACAAGAUCAACAGUUCAUGGACACAGAUCAGAUCAGCUCUUCAAAGUUUCUUGAUUAUCCUCAUGAUGUAACCGUGGAUCUUCAUCUAGGGUUACCAAACUAUGGUGUUGGUGGGAGCUAUAUUGCUCAUGUUGCAACAACUGAUGAGCAAGAUGAUGACCAAGGAGUAGAGGUCACAGUUGACUCCCACCUUCAUGAUGAUGAUGAUGGAGAUCUACACAGAGAUCAUCACUACUGGAUCCCUACACCUGAUCAGAUUUUGAUGGGACCUACACAGUUCUCUUGUCCUCUCUGCUUCAAGACAUUCAACAGAUACAACAACAUGCAGAUGCACAUGUGGGGACACGGCUCACAGUACAGAAAGGGACCAGAGUCCUUAAGAGGAACCCAACCAACAGGAAUGCUAAGACUACCAUGUUACUGCUGUGCACCAGGCUGCAAGAACAAUAUUGACCACCCACGAACCAAGCCUCUCAAGGACUUUCGAACCCUCCAAACACAUUACAAACGUAAACACGGGUCUAGACCUUUUGCUUGUCGCAGGUGUGGCAAAGCCUUUGCAGUGAAAGGAGAUUGGAGAACGCAUGAGAAGAAUUGUGGUAAGCUUUGGUAUUGCUCUUGUGGCUCGGAUUUUAAGCACAAGAGGUCUCUUAAGGACCACGUCAAGGCUUUUGGAAAUGAUCAUAUUCCUUGUGCGAUUGAUAACUUUGGGGGAGAUCAUGAGGACUACUAUGAGGCUGCUUCUGAUAUCCAGCAACAAGAUGAUUGCAACACAAAUGAGUGUUAAUUAUGUUCUAAUAUGUUCUGUUUUGCUCUCAUGCAUUAAAUUAAUUGUAUGCAUGGGUU